AUGCCAGUCUCCGGCUCUACCACUACAUUACUGCAGAAGGAGAAGCGAGUAAAGCGACAGCACAACAAGACACGUUCCGGCUGUAUCACCUGUCGCCGGCGUCAUCUCAAAUGUGAUGAAGGACAACCUAACUGCAACAGAUGCCUUGACGGCCGUCGAAGAUGUGAAGGGUAUAACACCCCAAUUCCAUGGUUGUUUGAAUCGCAAAAUGUGAAAGCUACCAUGGUCUAUCAAUCAGCGAGUAAUCUCCGGACUGGUAAGACUCUUGACAGAAAAACGAAUGUUCCCCGGCAGACCUGGAAACAUACAGAUCAUCACACAAUCUGGCAAUGCAGGCCCGUAACAUCCAUCUACUCACUGAAUCAACCCUUAUCAAUUUAUGCAGAUUGGUCAGAGACGGAACGCUAUAAGUUGUGGCUUUAUCUGCAGCUCUCUCGUAGCACCCUUGAGGUAGCUGAUGCCGCUGAUGUUGGGCUAUUUUGCACCUUUUUACCGCAAGUCUGUUUACAAGUUCUCCCUAUGCGAUUCGCCAUCUUAAGUUUCGCGUCCUACAUCGGCAGCCUCAUCGAUCCAACUGAUGCAACUAGGCUCCAAGCCGACGCUGAGUUGCAGUACCGACAGGUUCUCAGGUCCGCUGCAACGGUACAAAGUCUAUCAUCGAGUUCGAGUUGGGUCGAGCUAUUUCUUGUGUCGCUAGUGCUCAGAUGCUUGGAGACCUAUCGCAAUGAUUAUGGCCGAGCCUCAACACACCUGCGAGGCGCGAUUGGCAUAAUCCAAGCAAAUGAAUCAGCAAACGCAAGUCAAUCACUUGAUCCUUGCGUACUGCAGAUCAUCAAUCGCUUUAAGGCGAAGACCAACAGUCGUUCAAAGACUUUGUCACAUUCCCCAAUGUCAGGAUUUGCUAAGUUCAAUUCAAUUAUCGAUGGCGUGUGCAGACAUUUGGAUCAGGCGGCUGAAACGGGCUUUCGAGGAACUGCUCAGGGUAUCCUGGUCGAACAGUGCGUCAUGGAGCUUGACUCUUCCUUUCCAGACAUGAGAGUCGACGAAAUUCCCUCAAACCAGACUUCGUCAUUGAUAUACCUGCGGAUCCAAUUCCAAAUAUGUCGCCUUGUUCUUCUCAAUCUAGGACACUCAGACACGCUCUCCAAACCUGAGUCGUACAAAGCACUACAAGAUAUUCUCGAUUUAUGUGUUCAAUUCAGUAAUCUGGGCCUAAAUGACGUUGCCACAGUGUCAUCACAAGGUCAACGAGUACGGCUAGGAUUUGGUAUCGAAUUCAUCUCCGAUGUACUUUUCGUGGCCACAGUAUGCGGUAGUAUACAGAUUCGAAGGUCAGCUAUCUCAUUAUUACGUUCGUGUUAUCGACAAGAGUGGUUAUGGGAUAGCUUUCAGGCAGCACAAAUCGCAGAAUGGCUGUUAAGUCAAGAAGUUGAUAACAUCGGCCCAGAAACAGGUUCAUCUGCUGUGCGGCCCUCCAUAACGUCUGCUGGGUUCUAUCAAGAAGGAGGAGACAGGUACUCCUCAUUUCAGAGACCUUCCUGGGUUCGUCUCAACUUGAGUUGGCCUGAGAGAGACACCAAGCAUUGGCUAAUGUUGGAUCGCCCCUCGCAGAGGGCUCAGGCUCGAGCUCAAAUUGCCAAACCGAAAGAACUCCUUCUCUGCUACAAUCUGCAAGGCCCAUUCUGGCCUUCGACUGCAUUGGCUCUGACCAAGUCGUAUAAUAGGUUGCAAACCCAAUAUCAAAGCGAGGCUACUGUUCCGAGCAAAUCAUCUUGA
Molecule: messenger RNA, 1776 nt
Organism: Exophiala bonariae
Lineage: Eukaryota; Fungi; Ascomycota; Eurotiomycetes; Chaetothyriales; Herpotrichiellaceae
Exons: 1
Coding region: 1-1776 (591 amino acids)
Biological process (GO): regulation of DNA-templated transcription
Molecular function (GO): DNA-binding transcription factor activity, RNA polymerase II-specific; zinc ion binding
Source: RefSeq, a predicted model, not a curated record